This is a messenger RNA of Aedes aegypti (yellow fever mosquito), 1850 nucleotides long. Its product is annotated as probable 4-coumarate--CoA ligase 3. Gene Ontology annotation, molecular function: long-chain fatty acid-CoA ligase activity. NCBI's taxonomy places the organism in Eukaryota, Metazoa, Arthropoda, Insecta, Diptera, Culicidae. The transcript is spliced from 2 exons. Gene Ontology annotation, biological process: long-chain fatty acid metabolic process; fatty-acyl-CoA biosynthetic process. The record is from RefSeq and is a predicted model, not a curated record. The coding region runs from base 199 to 1812 and encodes 537 amino acids.
UCUCUUUGUGUGCAUGUGUGAUGCAGUUCACAUUAUCGGGGACAGACCAGAAGCAACACGAUAAGAUGAACAAACGAAACUAUUUCAAGUGCAGUAAAAUGCAAUGAUAAAGCGAUUCCAGUUCAGUGUACUGAUGCAGUUACCCUCCACAUCAGUUUAUUUCCAACGUUCCUUGCACGCGGUCCCAUUGAGGCAGAAAUGUUCCACCAGUUUGACUCAACCACCAAAUCGUGGAUUUCACGUCAUCCUGCACCGGUGCUCGAUCCGGAGGCCAACCUUGGUCGUUUGAUUCUAAGCAUCCUGGAUCGCAACCCUGAGAAGGUCCUCCAAAUCGAUGCCGAUACGGGCCGGGAAAUGACCGCCGCGGAGAUGCGCCUCCGGGCGAUACGGGUAGCGCAGAAUCUGACCGCACUCGGAUUCCGCAAAGGUGACAUGGCAGCGCUGAUUUGCUCCAACAGUGAAAAUCUGGCACCACUGGUGUUGGGGUUGUGGAUGGUGGGCUUACCAUUCAUAAGUCUGCCAGUGGGGUUCAACGGCGACGACUUGGGCCAUCUGAUGGGACUGGUUCAACCCAAGGUGGUGUUCUGUGACGAUGCGGUGUACAAAACGGCACUCGAAGGUGCCGGGAAGGCACUGAAGAUGAAACCCGUGGUGUUUGCCGUUGAGAGCGAGAUGGAGAGCAUUAGGAAGGUGGAUGAGUUGCUGGAGAGCACCGGAAAAGAGGAACAGUUUGAACCCGAGUACCAAGGCGAUAUGCGCGAGAUGAUAGGAAUCAUUCUUUGCACUUCUGGAACCACUGGUCGACCGAAGGGUGUAGCCGUAUCGCAAGCUCACAUCGCUGUAGUCCUCGGGCGGCCAGUGAAGGGCAACGACUCCGACCUGGUGUUCAACUUCAGUCCACUGUAUUGGGGAACGGGGUUGUUUGCGUUGCUGAACUCGCUUUCAACCGGAACGACUCGAAUAGUGACUCGAAGCGGAUUCAACGAAGACGUGUUCUAUGAUGUUCUAGAGCGGUACCGUCCAACGCAUUUCUUCACGCCGCCGUCACACGCUAUUCUUCUGUUGAAUCACCCACGUGUCGAGCAAGCGGACUUCAGUUGCUUGAAGAGCUGGAGUUUGAGUGGAAGCAUCGCUUCGCCGCAGUUACGGAAGCGUAUCGAAGAGAAGCUCAGCAACGGUAAAACAGUCAAUAACUACGCUUCGUCGGAGAUUGGAUUGAUUGCAAUGGAUGCUAUACGGAAGAGGGAAGGGAGCGUAGGGCUGUUGAUGCUGCAUCUGAAUGCGAAGGUUGUUGAUGAAAACGAUGCGGCAGUGGGUCCUCGAGAGCAAGGAGAGCUAUUACUGAAAACUUCACUUCCAUUUUUGGGCUAUUACAACGACGAAGAAGCGAAUCGUGAGCUCAUGACCGAAGAUGGAUGGAUUCGAACCGGCGACAUCGGCUACUUGGAUGAGGAAGGGUUUGUCUAUCUGGUUGACCGGAAGAAGGAUGUCAUCAAGUAUCGAGGCUACCAGAUGUCGUCGAUCGAUUUGGAAGUGAUCGUGGAGAAGAUUGAGGGCGUCCAGCAGGUGUGCGUGGUGGGGAUUCCGGAGAUGGACGGCACAUCCGAUUUGGCUGCCGCGGUGAUUGUGCGACGGCCAGGAAGUGAAUUGACGGAGGAACAGGUUGUGAAGCAAGUGGAGGAAAAAGUGUCCGAUCACAAGCGAUUGCGAGGUGGAGUUUUCUUCUGGAAGGAGCUUCCUUUGUCUUCCACGGGGAAGGUGUUGAGGAGAAGAGUCAAAGAAAUGUUGAUGGAAGCAAACGUUGUAAAUUAAAAAGCAAAUAUAUAAUACCUCUGUCGAGUUAAAGAAGA